Coprinopsis cinerea okayama7#130 is the source of this 243-nucleotide messenger RNA. RefSeq lists its product as hypothetical. NCBI's taxonomy places the organism in Eukaryota, Fungi, Basidiomycota, Agaricomycetes, Agaricales, Psathyrellaceae. The transcript has a single exon. The record is from RefSeq and is a predicted model, not a curated record. The coding region runs from base 22 to 243 and encodes 73 amino acids.
UUGACAGCACCAUGUGUGAAGAUGACCCUCAAACUCGAACUCGCUUUGGAAGACUUGGAACGCGAGCUGGAAUGCGAGCUUGGCCAGAAUUACGCCAUUCUGUUGGCGCCGGCUUGGGAUCGAGUGAAGAAGGAAGUCCUAGAUGUUUCGGCGUCCGUUAGGACGGUCAACGGAUGUGUCGUUCGGGCUAGAAGCUACCAUGAUAUUGGUGAGAGAGUACUGGAAGACGAGGAAAGGGAAUGA